Molecule: messenger RNA, 1206 nt
Organism: Camellia sinensis
Lineage: Eukaryota; Viridiplantae; Streptophyta; Magnoliopsida; Ericales; Theaceae
Source: RefSeq, a predicted model, not a curated record
AUGGUUGACAUAGAUGACAAAAAGGCUUGGAAAUUUGAUGGGGGAUUGGAUCUGGACGUGUUUGAUCUAGUAGGCGUCCUAAAGUUGCCUACAUAUGUGAAAGUACUUGAUAGAGCAUUGAUGGCAGAGGCCAUUUUGGCAGCAAAGAAACAAGCUCUAGCUCCAACAACUGAAUGGAAGGGUAAAAGAUCCAGAUUUAAUUUCAAGAGGGGUUGGUCAUUUCCAAAAAGGCAGAAUACAGGAUCCUCUAGUAACUCUAGUCAGAAUAGUCUCUCUAUUCCAAACUGUUCCGAUUGCGGAAUGAAGCAUAAAGGUGCAUGUUACUGUGCAUCAGGUGCGUGUUUUCGGUGUGGCAAUAUUGGCCGCAUGGUUAGGGGUUGUCUGAUGAGAUCUAAUGAUGUUAACCGUCCUAUGGCAAGUUCAGCCGGGUCUGCUUUCGUAGCAAGGUUAAAUGCAAGAACUAAUGCCAGGGGUAACACUGGAAAUAAAACGUUAAGGCAAGGGAGAGUGUUCGCUCUAGUGCCCGGAGAUGUGCAGAACAUCGAGUCUGUGGUGUCAGGUAUAAUUUCUAUUUGUGCCCACGAUGCACAUGUCUUAAUGGAUUCUAGUUCCACACACUCAUUUGUGUCACAUGCUUUUUCUCGAAAAUUAACUAGACCCUUAGAAUCCAUGAAUUAUUUAUUGUCUAUAUCUACGCCAUCUGGGGGUUCUAUGGUAUGUGCAUAUUUGUAUCCAUCAUGUGAUAUUGUGAUUGGUGAUGUGACGUUGUAUGUUGAUUUAUUGCCUUUAGGAAUUGAUCAUUUUGAAUGCAUAUUGGGUAUGGACUGGUUAACAAAGUAUUGUGCAACUAUUGACUGUGUGAAUAAGUCUGUUAUAUUUCAUCCACAUAGUUUACCUGAGUUUAUGUUUAUUGGGAAUGGGGUGGGUCUUCCCCCAUACUUGAUUUCUGCCAUGAAAGUUGUUAAAUUGCUUAGGAAGGGAUAUAGAGGGUAUAGGUGUUGUGUUUUGACUAUGGCUUCUGAUAAUCCCACUAUAGAGAACAUCCCUAUAGUAAAUGAAUUUCUUGAUGUAUUUCCAACUGAAUUGCCUAGAGAAUUAUUUGAUAGGGAAAUUGAGUUUACAAUUGAUGUUGUACACGAAACACAACCGAUUUUCAAAACCCCAUACAGAAUGUCAACUUCUGAACUAAAAGAGUUGAAAAUUUAG